GGAAAUUGGAAGUAAAUAGUGCGUCUGUCAAAAAGAGUAGAAAAACGCCGGUUUUCAUCAAUUCCUCAAUUUACUCAAGUUUUUCACUUUCUGCUGAACUAAAGAUGGUACGAGGAGGUCUGCGUGGUCGUGGGGGAAUGCGUGGUGGUGGAGUGAGGGUUCCAUUCAAGAAAACCUUCGUGCCACGGCAUCCGUUUGACCUGACGCUGGCCGAAUUGGCUUUUCCGAAAGUUGUGCAGCCUCCAGACGACUCUGCCCUAACAGCGGCUCUCCUGAAGCGCAAUCAGGACCUCUGUCCCACGGCCGUGGAGCAGACGGCCAUUGGGAAUCUCGUGACUAAAGUUCAGGGUGUCCUGGACAAUCUCGUGGUGGCUCCUGGGGACUUUUCCACCUGCCAACUCGACGAAGUGCGUCAGGUGGGAUCAUUCAAGAAGGGUACAAUGAUGACAGGAAACAAUGUAGCUGACAUUGUGGUCAUCCUGAAGACUCUGCCUACGAAGGAGGCUUGUGAGGCACUGGCGAGGAAAGUCGAGGAAGAUCUCAAGACAGCCAUGAAGACGGAAGUUGUGACGAAGGCUGAAGCUUUGAGCACCAGUCUGCACGAGAAGGGCUUCGACAUUGCCAAUCGCGUGGCCAAGGUGCGUGUUCUGAUCGCUACUUUGCCUCAGAACAUCCGGAAGCUUGAACCGGAGACGCAUCUCGAUGCCAAAGUCAUGCAGAGUCACUUGGCUGCCAUCAGGCACAUCAGAUGGUUCGAGGAGAAUGCCCAUCACUCCUCUAUCAAAGUACUCAUUCGCAUCUUGCGCGAUCUAACUAAGCGCUUUGACGGAUUUGCUCCCAUGUCUCCCUGGACACUGGAUCUGCUGGCCCACUUGGCCAUCAUGAACAACCCCAGCCGUCAGGCUCUGCCCAUCAAUCAAGCUUUCAGGAGGGUGUUCCAGCUUCUGGCUUCAGGGCUGUUCCUCCCAGGAUCUGCAGGAAUUACUGAUCCCUGCGAAGUUGGCCACAUCCGUGUGCACACAUCCAUGAGUCUGGAGCAGCAGGACGUGUGCUGCAUGACAGCUCAGACUCUGCUCAGGGUGCUGGCCCAUGGAGGCUACAAGCACAUCCUGGGCCUGGAGGGAAAUGCCAGCAUCGCUCAGGAGAUGAGCGUCUGGGAUGGAGUUGUGGUGUCGCCCAUGGAACGCGUCUACGAGAAGCCGUCAGAGAAGAAGGAGGGCGAGGAGGAUGAAGACAUGGAAGCCGUCGAGGGUGAUGCAGAGGAUGAUGGGAUGGAAUAAGCAUUCAACUCCAUUCGAUUUGUCUUGAUUUUGUCUCUCAAUGUAUCUUUGAAAUAUCUUUCAAAAUAAAACAUUCUGUGCCGUGAA
Phlebotomus papatasi is the source of this 1367-nucleotide messenger RNA. Its product is annotated as interleukin enhancer-binding factor 2 homolog. The transcript has a single exon. Lineage: Eukaryota; Metazoa; Arthropoda; Insecta; Diptera; Psychodidae. The record is from RefSeq and is a predicted model, not a curated record. Bases 105 to 1280 code for a protein of 391 amino acids.